AUGCGUGUCGCGGCUGUCGCCAAGACCAUGGCGGAGCGGGACGAGUUCCUACCGGACGUGCGCUACCGGCUUGAGCAGGCGCAGACCACUCAGAAGCGCCACUAUGACAAGCAACACCGCGCCGUCUCCUACAAGCUCGGCGACUGGGUUCUACUUCGCCUCCGCCACCGCCCAGUCGCUUCGCUGGAUGUCGUCGCCACCGCGAAGCUGAAGCCGCGCUACUUCGGUCCCUACCGCAUCGUGGAAGUGAUCAACGACGUCGCCGUUCGCCUAGAGCUGCCCCCGCGCGCCCGUCUUCAUGACGUGUUCCAUGUUAGCCUCCUUAAGCCAUGGGUGGGAGCUCCUCCGACUACACGGCCGCCCCUACCCGUCGUCCACAACGGUGCCACGGUGCCGGAAUCCGAGCACGUCGUCAAGGCUUGCCUCGCACGCGGCGUGCGUUAG
Molecule: messenger RNA, 444 nt
Organism: Sorghum bicolor (sorghum)
Lineage: Eukaryota; Viridiplantae; Streptophyta; Magnoliopsida; Poales; Poaceae
Exons: 1
Coding region: 1-444 (147 amino acids)
Source: RefSeq, a predicted model, not a curated record